Messenger RNA from Propithecus coquereli (Coquerel's sifaka), 859 nucleotides. RefSeq names its product myosin, light chain 6B, alkali, smooth muscle and non-muscle (gene MYL6B). Gene Ontology annotation, molecular function: structural constituent of muscle; calcium ion binding. The transcript is spliced from 8 exons. Lineage: Eukaryota; Metazoa; Chordata; Mammalia; Primates; Indriidae. The record is from RefSeq and is a predicted model, not a curated record. The coding region runs from base 139 to 765 and encodes 208 amino acids. Gene Ontology annotation, cellular component: myosin II complex.
GCGUGCUCCGCGGCCGCCAGAUUUAACCCUUCAGGGCAGGGGGCCGCGCUGCGACCCGCCCCCGCCCCCGCCCCAUUCCCGGACCCUGCAGGAGAUGGGUGCCCCCAUCGGCACACUGUCCUUUGGCCACCGGACAUCAUGCCUCCCAAGAAGGAUGUUCCUGUGAAGAAACCAGCAGGGCCCUCCAUCUCCAAGCCUGCUGCCAAGCCAGCAGCAGGGGCGGCCCCUCCAGUCAAGACCAAGGCUGAGCCAGCUGUUCCCCAGGCCCGUGAGAAAACCAAGGAGCCCCCUAUCGAUCUCUCCAAAGUGGUGAUCGAGUUUAACAAGGACCAGCUGGAGGAGUUCAAAGAGGCCUUUGAGCUGUUUGACCGAGUAGGGGAUGGCAAGAUCCUUUACAGCCAGUGUGGGGACGUGAUGAGGGCCCUGGGCCAGAACCCCACCAACGCCGAGGUGCUCAGGGUCCUGGGGAACCCCAAGAGUGACGAGCUGAAGUCCAAGCGUGUGGACUUCGAGACUUUCCUGCCCAUGCUCCAGGCAGUGGCUAAGAACCGGGACCAAGGCACAUAUGAAGACUACUUGGAGGGGCUUCGUGUAUUUGACAAGGAGGGGAAUGGCAAAGUCAUGGGAGCAGAGCUCAGACACGUUCUCACCACCCUUGGAGAGAAGAUGACUGAGGAGGAGGUGGAGACUGUUCUGGCAGGACAUGAGGACAGCAAUGGCUGCAUCAACUACGAGGCCUUCCUGAAGCACAUCCUAAGCGUCUGAGCUUUACGGAUCCAGUGGGGUCGGUCACCCAGCCCCUGCAGGCGGAAGCACGUUCCAGCCACUAGGAGGCCACUUAUUGUUUCAAAAUAAAGAC